This is a messenger RNA of Ooceraea biroi (clonal raider ant), 1154 nucleotides long. RefSeq names its product DNA polymerase subunit gamma-2, mitochondrial (gene DNApol-gamma35). Lineage: Eukaryota; Metazoa; Arthropoda; Insecta; Hymenoptera; Formicidae. The record is from RefSeq and is a predicted model, not a curated record.
GCCCUUGGUGACGAGUAAGAAUUCAAAUCCCGAACGAUGAAUCUCGAAGCUAUACUGAGGAUCGCGAGUCCGCACUUUCUCAAUCUGUGUGAACGGAUUUUCACGUACGGGCCUCAGGGUAAGCUGUUGCUGAGGAAUCUGGAGGAACAUUGGUACACGCAUUGCGUCACGAUGCCACGUUACAAUGUCUUCCCCUGCGACACGAUUGCAGACACGCUACAGCUGUUGCGGAGCAGUUCAAUGGACAGUGCGCCAUUCGCGCUCGCCGUGAUCGCGACGUCGAGAAGCGCAUGGAACGAGCCGCUAUUGCCGGCUGGUAGAGUAUCCUCUCAUAAAAUCGCCAAGGUCAACGUGAUCGUCGACGCGUCGGAAUCGAAGAGUCUGCUGCAGAGGAAACAGAGGGAACGCAAGGUAUGGUGGCGUAAACUCGUGCAGAGUCCCUCAAGAUUUGUGCUCGCCGAGGCAAAGAAGGCGAAAGGUUUCGACGUGACGGAGAUAGAGGCGCAGUUUCCCUUUGGAAAUAUCACUGUUGAGACUAUCACUCAUUAUCCUGGCAUGCGCAAAUUGUUUCCUCAGACUGAAAAUAGUAAAGAUAAUGUCGCAGAUGUGCAUAUAGUUGAACAUGUCACUUCCUUGGAUUGGGGCUGCCUGGCAUUACUCUGCGACAGUUACAUGUCAAAUAAAUCAACUAGAGCGUACAUUCAUCCCAAGUUAUCUCCAUACAAAACCGUGUUUCGUAUAGUGAAACGGGAGGAUGACGCCGACGCGGAUGCAGAAGACUUGAAUCGGUUUGUGCUUUAUCUAAACAAUAUGCUUAGGACAAGGGGAAUUUCUACUGUAUUGACAGACGUGGAAGAAAUUGUGGAAAUGUGCCUGAUACCAUUCAUCGUGUCAGUAGAUGGGACUAGUCUCAAAAAUGGCAUUGUACACGUAAAAAAUCGCUCGACGACCCUCGAAGAGGCGGUUCAUGUUACCGAUUUGGUACAGUAUAUUACUCUGCGUACUUGUUGACAAUGGCACCGUUCACACGCUUGUGGAUCUCUUGAUGAAUGUUUACACAAGAUAUUGUUACCACUAUUACGUUUAAUUAUAGCUACAUUUAUUAGUGAAAAUUACAACGACAUAGACUGUAAAUAUAAAUGAAAGUCUUCUAA